Molecule: messenger RNA, 3198 nt
Organism: Nymphaea colorata (pocket water lily)
Lineage: Eukaryota; Viridiplantae; Streptophyta; Magnoliopsida; Nymphaeales; Nymphaeaceae
Product: receptor-like protein kinase THESEUS 1
Exons: 1
Coding region: 338-2887 (849 amino acids)
Biological process (GO): protein autophosphorylation
Cellular component (GO): plasmodesma; plasma membrane
Molecular function (GO): ATP binding; transmembrane receptor protein tyrosine kinase activity
Source: RefSeq, a predicted model, not a curated record
UGGAGGCAGCUGUUUCCUCAAGUGUGAGGAGAAACGCUUGAUGGCUGCGCUUCUCAAUUUCCAUGCCGCUCCAUCAUCUCAUCUGAUGCUUUCAGACAGCCAUUUAAUUCCUUCUCCAAGUUUCUUCACCACCAAACUAGGGAGCCACCCCUUUCAAGGUACAUGUCCAAAGCAAGCCAAAACAGGGGCACCCAUCUAGCCAUCUGUUCCUUUUGAUACUAUUCUUGGUUUUGUGUUUCUUCCUUUUGGGGUUUGAGUGGGUAUGUCUCUGAGCAACAGCUUUGUCUUGGGUUAGAUUUGGUGCACCUGUUUACCUGCAGAUUGUGUGGCUCUGAGGAUGACUAUGAUGGGUUUCGUGAAGUGGGUAUCUGUUGUUUCUCUCGUUCUUGUUGUGUUCUUGGAUGAUUUCACCAGUAUUGUUUCAGACGCUGCCUUUACACCGGCGGAUAAUUACUUGAUUGCAUGUGGGGCUUCCCAAAAUGUGACUGUGGACGGGAGGACCUUCGUCCCGGACGCGCAUGCGCCUUCUCUUCUGAUCACAGACCAAGGGACCAGUGUGGUUUCUUCCUCCAAUUCUGCGGCUCCCUCCCCCAUUUACCAAACUGCUCGCGUCUUCUCAAAGCCGAGCUCUUACCGGUUCGGUAUCAGUCAGGGAGGCCGGCAUUGGGUUCGGCUCUACUUCUUCCCUGUCCCGAGUUCAGCGUAUUCUCUGAAUUCCACUUCUCUUACAGUAGUUACUGAAGAUUUUGUGCUUUUGGACAAUUACACCCUGAAGAACCAGAGCCAUCCCUUUCUGUUUAAGGAGUAUUUGAUCAAUGUGACCUCUGAUCACUUGACCAUUGUCUUUGUGCCCACGAACGGUUCGCUCUCGUUCGUGAACGCGAUUGAGGUGGUCUCUGUCCCCGACGAUCUGAUCAGUGAUCCGCCUUCGCAGGUGCCUGACGGGAUCCUUUUCAGUCUUACCAACUUGGCCAUGGAAACCGUCUAUAGGCUUAAUGUUGGGGGUCCUAGAAUCACCUCUAUCAAUGACACAUUAGGAAGAACUUGGGAGAAUGAUAGGGCCUAUCUUUUCUCCAAUAACUCUGCCAAUCCUGUGUUUGUUGAUCCAAGCUCCAUUAACUAUGGCACUCUCACCCGAGAGAUUGCGCCGAAUUCAGUCUAUGCUUAUGCUGAAGCAAUGGCGAACUCGAACGUUGCAAAUGUCAUAUACAAUAUUACAUGGUCCCUGCCAGUCGAUCCAAACUUCCUAUAUUUCAUCAGACUUCACUUCUGCGACAUCAUUAGUACAGCUCUGAAUCAGCUAAUCUUCAACGCCUACGUCACAUCUGGUUCUAAUUUUAUGGUAAAUGUUGAUCCCAGCAAAAAGACCAAUGAGUUGAUGAGGCCCUUUUAUAUAGAUUUUGUUACCAAUGUGUCCUUUAGCUCUGCUCUCAUAAACGUGAGCAUUGGCCCCGAUCCAACCAUCGAGGAUAUAAAGAACGCCACCCUCAAUGGAUUGGAAGUCUUGAAGCUCAGCAAUGACGCCGGGAGCUUGGAUGGCCUGCUUUCAGUGAGAAAGAUUUACUCUGCUUCAGAAUCGAAGAAAAAGAAGACGACAAUUGUCGUUCUUGGUGUGAUAGUGGGUGGCUUGGCAUCGGUACUACUGCUAGCUGUGUAUUACUGCUGCUUCGUUGGGCCGAGAUCAAAGAGCCGACGCCGUGCUCAUCCAUGGUUGCCUUUGCAAUUGUACGGCCAUUCUCACACCAUAAGCAAAGUUUCGACUACUUCUCAGAAGAGCGGAACUGCAAGCUGCAUCUCGUUGGCGAACUCGAGCUUGGGACGCCUCUUCACCUUCCAAGAGAUAAUGGAUGCAACCAACAAAUUUGAUGAAGCUCUGCUUCUUGGUGUGGGCGGCUUUGGCAAAGUUUACAAGGGAACGCUGGAUGAUGGAACCAGGGUUGCUGUCAAAAGAGGGAAUCCAAGAUCUGAGCAAGGUCUUAACGAAUUUCAGACUGAAAUACAGAUGUUGUCCAAGCUCCGACAUCGUCAUUUGGUUUCCUUAAUUGGCUACUGCGAUGAGCGCUCAGAGAUGAUCUUGGUUUAUGAAUAUAUGGCCAAUGGGCCUCUUAGAAGUCACCUCUAUGGGUCAGACCUUCCACCGCUUUUGUGGAAGCAGAGACUUGAGAUUUGCAUUGGUGCUGCUAGAGGUCUGCAUUAUCUUCACACGGGGGCGACGCAGAGUAUAAUUCACAGAGAUGUGAAGACCACCAAUAUCCUGUUGGAUGAGAAUUUUGUGGCCAAGGUUGCAGAUUUCGGCCUUUCCAAGACCGGCCCUGCAUUGGACCAAACUCAUGUAAGUACUGCUGUUAAAGGUAGCUUUGGUUACCUCGAUCCCGAGUACUUCAGGAGGCAGCAGCUGACGGAAAAGUCAGAUGUUUACUCAUUUGGUGUUGUUCUAAUGGAAGUUUUGUGCUCAAGACCGGCACUGAAUCCGGUUCUCCCCAGAGAGCAAGUGAAUAUAGCAGAGUGGGCAAUGAUGUGGCAGAAGAAGGGAAUGCUUGACCAGAUUAUGGAUCCUGGUCUAAUUGGCAGAGUUAAUCCAGCAUCCCUAAAGAAAUUUGGUGAGACAGCCGAGAAGUGUCUGGCUGAGCAUGGAGUUGAUAGGCCGACGAUCGGAGAUGUGCUGUGGAACCUCGAGUAUGCACUUCAGCUUCAGGAGACAUCAGCCCUUGUCGAUCCUGAUGAUAACAGCACGAAUCAUAUUGCUGACAUUCCAAUAUCGCAAUUCCAGCAAUUUGACAACAGUACAAGUAUGGUCGAUGAAGCACGCUCUGUUACUGAUGAUGAUUUGGAAGACGCAACCACCAGUGCUGUAUUUUCACAGUUGGUCAAUCCAAAAGGAAGAUGAGAAGAUUCUUUUGCUGGAUCACAGAGAUCCCCAUCUCUAUGUGCUUCCAACUCGAAAAGAUCCAAUUACAGGGAUCAAAUCAUCAAAGACAGUCCUGUAAAUUUAGUAGUCUAGCAAACGCUUAUACUCGGUAUGUCUAUUUCCUUCUACAAUUUUCUCUUCCCUUGAGUUUUGCUUCGCAGUUCAGCACUUUUUUCUGGAGCUUCAAUUGUCUUUGUAUCAUAUAUGUUUCUCUUUGAAGAGAAUUUAUGUUUAAAAUUUGUCAUACAUGUAAUUGAAAGGCAUGACCGAGAUUGUUUUUGUUGUUGCAA